Messenger RNA from Chanos chanos (milkfish), 7024 nucleotides. It is a transcript of the gene trip11, whose product is annotated as thyroid hormone receptor interactor 11. Gene Ontology annotation, biological process: endoplasmic reticulum to Golgi vesicle-mediated transport; Golgi organization. Gene Ontology annotation, molecular function: small GTPase binding. Bases 473 to 6409 code for a protein of 1978 amino acids. The record is from RefSeq and is a predicted model, not a curated record. Gene Ontology annotation, cellular component: Golgi apparatus. NCBI's taxonomy places the organism in Eukaryota, Metazoa, Chordata, Actinopteri, Gonorynchiformes, Chanidae. The transcript is spliced from 22 exons.
GUCGAGGUGGCACUAAUGGGUCAGGGAGCUAACCAAAACAAAGUUAUUGAAGAUGGUUUACGCGACAUGGCGCAGAGCAAACGCGUGGGAAUGUCUCAUUAGAUCCAAUGGAUGUAAUGUGGAUUAUUUAACGCGCCGUUUAUGUUUUUUUCUGUAACUGUGACUAGAGGCGGUAUAAAUAACCAGCUGGAGUUAUCAACCUCAGCUACGGGUUGAAACACCGAACUUCGACUCGAUUUUCACCGAGUACCUCUCACUACGUGGAAUUAACAAUACGACAACACUUGAUUUGGGACCAUAUAAGACGAAAGUUUGUCGGGGCUUAAAGCCGAAAGUCACACGGAGCAGACUCGUCCAUGUGUACGACCGUGUAUUGUACUGAAGUGGGACGGGGUCGUUGUUCGCCAGUUAGCAUUGCUAGUCUUUCAGCUUCCCUGUUCGGCCUUUUAAAUUAUAUUACAUUUUCUUGACGAUGUCAUCGUGGUUAGGUGGUCUCGGCUCAGGGUUGGGCCAGUCUCUUGGCCAGGUUGGGGGAAGUUUAUCCUCCUUCACCGGGCAAAUAUCUAAUUUCACCAAAGAUAUUCUGCUCGAAGGUGCAGAAGAAGUCGGAGAUGCUGCCACUGAGCUUCAGGUCUCCAAUUCAAAGCUGCAGGACCUGGAGACUGCAUAUGCCACUCAAAAAUCUGAGUAUGAGCGCUUACGAAAAAUCCACGCUGAGCUGGAGGAGAAACUGGAAGCCUCUGAGAUUCAGGUUAAGCAGCAGUCUGCUGAGUACAGAACCCAACUGCAGCAGAGAGAGGUGGAGAUCAGUCAUCUCAAAGCAAGGCAGAGCGCCCUACAGGAGGAGGUUCAAAAGCUUCAACGCUCUGCUCAGAGUGCUGUCGCCUCCUCGAGCUCCAGUCCCGCUGUGCUUCCUAUUAGCACGGCUGCCACCACCACAACCUCAUCCUCCUAUCUGUCCCAGGCGUCGGGCACACACCAGGGUUUCCACGGUGACGAAAUGGACCUCAGUGAUGUCAUCUGGUCCCAACAAGAAAUCAACCGCCUGUCCAGUGAGGUGCAUCGCCUAGAGUCAGAGGUGGCCCACUGGAGGCGAAUGGCAUCUAAAGCACCGGGAGCAGAAAAUGGUGACCAGGGAGAAAUAUUAAAACUUCAGAGAACAAUCAAGGAGCUGCGCGAAAGGAUGGGACGAGAAGUAGACGAGCACCAGCAUGAGCUAGCCGUGUUACAGGACGCCCAGCGGCAGAAGUUAGCUGACAUCACACGGAGGCACCGGGAAGAGCUUGCAGAAUACGAGGAGCGGAUUGAGGAGCUAGAGGAACAGAUUCAGAGUGAUGGAGGUGAGGCGGUCACCACACCUCAAAACUCAUCUAAAUUCCUGGAACUUCAGAAUACCAUCAAAUCCCUGCAGGACCAGUUGGAGGAGGCAGCGCAACAGAGGGCAACGCUGGAGAGAGAGAAGGAGGAGGCGCGGGCAGAAAACGCAGAACUGCUGCAGAACUACAGCCGUCUCCAGAGCUCUGUGAACGAACUACAGACGCGUGUGCAGGAGCAGGAGGGCAAAGCCAUGCUCAGAGCCCAGCAGGAAAGUGAGAUCCAGGCACUAAGGAAGGCCUUGGCAGGGGCAGAGAAAGAGAUUGCCACAUUAAAGAGUCUUAAUGAGAGUGGAUCCAAGGCAGAAGUUGAACAUGCUGACAUUUUAGAGCUCAACACUAUCAUUGAUGCGCUGAGGAAAGAGAAGGAGGAAAUGGAAAAGGAAAAGUCACUGUUACUGGACAGACUACGUAUUGCAGAAGAGGAGAGAGUUAGCACGUGUGAGGCGGAUGGAGCUGCAGACUUGAAGCAUGACGUAUCAGAUCUCCUGGUUCAGCUGGAACAGAGAGAGAAGGCACUAAAACAGGCCCAUGCAGACAUAGAAACACUCACUGGUGAACUGGAGGAACUGGACAGACAAAAUCAAGAGGCUACACAGCAUUUGAUCUCGAUGAAGGAUCAGCUCUCUUCGCAGAGGUCUGAGGCAGAGGCACAAGCAGCUCGUCUGCAGUCAGAGCUCAGUGCCUCCUGUGAGCAGAAGAGGGCGCUGCAGGAGGAGCUGGAGGCUCAGAAAGAGAAACUCAGCCAGAGUGCCUUUACUCUCAAUGAUCUCCACAUGGGCAAACGGCAGCUGGAGGCGUCAGUGAAGGAACUCAAGGACAAAUUGAGCAAGGCACAGGAGCUUGGUCAGGAGGCACGGCGGGAGAACUCGGAUCUAAAGAGGACGUUGCAAGAGAAGGAAACUGAACUCGCUUCCGUGAAGGAGCAAGUGAGUCACGUCAGGGACGAAGGCGACCUGGCAGAGGAGCAGGAGAAAGUGCUAGAGGAGAAGGACGAAGAGCUGCAGAAGAUCAAGAAAGAGCUGGCAGAGCUGAAGGCUUCAUAUGAAAAAGUGACAGCAGAAGACUACGAGUUAAAGAUCGAGAACAGGAAACUAAGAGACGAAAAAGCUCAGGCCCAGGGCAAAAUGGACGAACUGGACGCGCAGGCUCGAGACGGCCAGGCUGGCUUCAGUAGAACGGUAUUGGAAAAGGACACGCGCAUCGAGGCUCUGAAGCUGGAGAAGGGCCAGCUGGAGACGGAGCUGACACAGGUAGAGAAGCGACUUACAGACCAGACCAAACAGUACCAGCAAACUAUCGAGGAGUUGACGCGAGCCCGCUCGAUGGAUGCGUCCGCGCUGCAGACGGAACACGAACGAGCGGUUAAGCUCAACCAAGAGAAAGAUCUAGAAAUUGCCAAGCUGAGACGUGAGAUCGACCAGAUGGUGGCUGACCACAAGGACACCAGUGAGAUGCUAGACAUUACUGUGGCGGGACAGAAACAGCUCACAGAACUCUUGCAGGAGAAAGAUUCCUUCAUAGAGAAGCUGAAAGCCCAGGCUGCGGACACACAGAAGGAACUGGAGGAGAAGGUGUUGCAGGCAACACAGGAAAGCGAUUUCAUCAGGCGGACCGUGGAAGAGAGAGACAAGCAGCUGGGUGCCAUGAAAGAGGAGAACAGCCACCUCAAGGAGGAAAUUGACCGACUGAAGGACCAACAGAGCAGGCCGCAGCCAAUGUCUGAGCCAAGGACGUUGGACAUCAUCACAGAACUGGAGACAGAAGUCGCCCAGCUGAAGGCUGCCAGAGAUUGUCUAGAGGAGGAGGCGCAAGCUCUGAGGAAAACGGUGGAAGAGCAGCGAGCAACGAUCUUGCAGUCUCAGCAUUCUUUGCAGAUGCAGCAGAGCGAGCUCGAGCAAGCACGUUCACGACACGAACAGAGCUCGCUCAAUUAUGAAAGGUUAAUCAGCACUAAGGAUGAAGAAAUCGCCCAACUUCAGGAGAAAGUUGAAGUGCUGAGCAUACAGGGCCAGGGUACCCUGCAGUCCCCUUCGACACAAGAAGUGGAAAUCCUGCAAGAAGACAAGACCCAGUCGCUCAGCGGUGAGAACGGUAAUGAAAAGCACGACCUGUCAAAGGUGGAGAUUGAGAAGCUGGUUAAAGGGAUCAAGGAGAAGGAGACUGAGAUCUCCCAGUUGAACGAGAAGAACCGGUCUCUGACCAAGCAGCUAGAUCAGCUGGUCGUGUCUCGAGAUGAGUUAGGAAAACUCUCACAGAUGGUGAUGCAAAAGGACUUGGAAAUCCAAGCACUGCAUGCACGCGUCUCUGGUGGGCACAGUCAGGAUGUGUUGUUCCUCCAGCAACAGCUGCAGGCAUACGCUGUUGAACGAGAACAAGUCCUGGCUGUGCUCAAUGAGAAGACUAGAGAGAACAGCCAGCUUCGCUCUGAUUACCACCGUAUCAUGGACAUCGUUGCAGGUAAAGAGGCUGCCUUACUAAAGCUGCAACAGGAGAAUCAGCGGCUGUCCACCAUGAGCGACCCCUCGGGCAGCCAAGAGAUGUUCCGUGAGACCAUCCAGAACUUGUCCCGAAUCAUCAGAGAAAAGGACAUUGAGAUCGAUGCCCUGACGCAGAAGUGUCAGACGCUGGUCACCGUCCUCCAGUCAUCUGGCGGCGACUCGGGUGGCAGUGGCUCAGGUGGUGUGAGCAGCAACCAGUUCGAGGAACUGUUGCAAGAACGGGACACAUUGAAGCAGCAGGUGAAGAAGAUGGAUGAAUGGAAGCAACAGGUGAUCACCACAGUGAAAAACAUGCAACAUGAGUCAGCACAACUGCAGGAGGAGCUGCUAAAGCUGCAGGGUCAGAUCUCUGCAGACAGCGACUGUAGCUCCAAGCUCUCUGCGGACUAUGCUCGGCUCAUCCAGAACUAUGAACAGAAGGAGAAGAAGCUUGGUUACCUCAGUCAAGAGCUUGCUCAGGUCCAGCAGACCAUCAGCCAGCUCAGUAAUACCAAAGACGUCCUGCUUGGAAAACUGGACAGCGUGGCACAAGACCCGGUGGGUGCUGCAAUGGCUGCCCAGGUUACCCAGCCUCUUGUAGCUGCUGAACCUCCAAGCCAUGAGGAGAGGGCACCUCUGGCUCAAGAUGAAGGCUUACAGCGAGAGCUUGAGUCCCUUCGUAGUCUGGUGGCAGAGAGAGAGGCAAUGAUUCGAACCCUGCAGGAGAACAACCAUCGGCUCUCAAACUCCGCAUCUGCGUCAGAGAGCGAGCAGAGAGGGCACGCAGAGGAACUCCGCCAGGCUCGAGAGAGAAUAGAGACCCUCCAGCGUUCCCUCAGGGAAAAAGACCUGCUUAUCAAGACCAAGGGAGACCAACUCAGCCAGGUGAGUGAGUCCCUACGUAACCGUGAGAAUGAUAAUGAGGUGCUGAAGCAGGCGGUGACCAACCUGAAGGAGCGUGCCCUGAUCCUAGAGCUUGAUGUGAAGAAGCUGAAAGAGGAGAACGAGGCUGUUGCCGCACGCUCCCGAGAGAAAGAGUCCGAGUUCCGGGCCCUGCAGGAGACCAACAUGCAGGUGUCGCUGUUGUUAAGGGAGAGGGAGUUUGAGUCGAAGGCUAUGAGCGAAAAGGCUGCAGCCAUGGAGAAAAUGCUGAAAGACAGAGAGCAAGGGAAGUCUGGUGAGCUGAACCAGUUGCUUAAUGAGGUGAGGUCUAUGCAGGAGAAAGCCGUGGCUUUCCAGCAUGAGCGAGACCAGGUGAUGCUGGCAUUGAAACAGAAGCAGAUGGAGACCUCAGCUCUGCAGAGCGAGCUACAACAUGUGAAAGACAAGGAGCAGAGGCAGAAGCUGGAGUUGGAGCGGUUGCGGAAUCACCUGUUGGAGGUGGAGGACUCGUACACGCGUGAAGCUCUUGCGGCAGAGGACCGCGAGACAGAGCUGAGACGCAGGGUGGCACAGCUGGACGAGAGGCUCGCAUCCUCCUCCAGUGCUGUGGAGAAUGCCAGUCAGCAAGCCAGUCUGCAGGUGGAGUCUCUGCAGGAACAGCUGAAUGGAGCAAUCAGGCAGAGGGAUGAGGCUCUGAUCCAGCUCCGUGCUGCUCAGGAGCAGGUCAACCAGUAUGCAGUGUCCCUCUCCAACCUGCAGAUGGUGCUAGAGCAAUUUCAGCAAGAGGAAAAAGCCAUGUAUACUGCAGAGCUAGACAAGCUCAAAAAAGAGAAGGAUGAAUGGAGGAAAAAAGCAGAAAAACUGGAAGACAAGGCCUCAGCUCUGCAGAUUAACCUCGAGGAGGCCAAUGCUGCUUUGGAGUCAGCCUCAAGACUAACGGAUCAGCUGGAUCUGAAGGAGGAACAGAUUGAACAGCUUAAGAGAGAAGUGGAUGUAAGACAGGAAAUGCUGGAGGAGGCCCAGAAGAAGUUAAUGAACCUUCUCAGCAGCACGGAGGGCAAAGUGGACAAGGUGCUCAUGCGGAAUCUAUACUUGGGUUACUUCCACACCCCACGUCCUAAGAGGCAUGAAGUUCUGAAACUCAUGGGUAGUGUGCUUGGGCUGGACAAAGAUGAAGUUAACCAGAUGUUGGAGGAUGAAAGUCGGACAGGAGUCACUGGCUGGGUGUCCAGCUGGUUGGGAGGCAGGGCAGUGCAGAGUGUUCCUAACACACCCCAAAGACCCACACAGUCACAGCUCCACAACUCGUCAUUCUCUGAGAUGUUUGUGAAGUUCCUGGAGGUGGAGUCCAGUCCUACUCUGCCUGCUCCCAGACUGCCUGUCUAUGACAUAAAGCCCCUUAGUGCACCUCCACCUGGUCGCAGUACUGCCAAUGCAUCAGCAGCAGGAGCUUCAGGCUCUGGCAAACGUGCUGGAGAGUCCAACCCCUUCCUAGCCCCUCGCUCUGCCGCUGUGCCCCUGUUGAACCCAGGUGGAGCUGGCACUAGUGGACCGGGCAGUGGAGGGCACCUGCUAAUGAAGCCUAUUUCGGACGCGCUGCCCACCUUCACGCCCGUGCCGGUCUCUGCGGAGGCCAGCGCCGGAGCCGUCCUGAAAGACCUGCUCAAGCAGUGAAUGGUGCCCCUACAUGCCAUUCAAAGCACUUUAGCCAAUCAGGACGUACGAAACACUCUUCAGUACCCGCGGAAGGAACGCUGACGUAAAUGUCUUGUGCCUCGAUCUGUGGAUAUACUGCUUUUAUGGUGAUGAUAAAGCAUCAGCAGACAGGAAACCACAAAGCUUGAACGUAAGAACAGACUCAGAGUUUCUUCAUUGGAAGAAGAUUUUUACUAUUUUUGACCAGACUUGAAGAAAACAGACACCUGUAUUAGAUAAAGUGAGUUAAGAUCAGGAUGUUACUGGCAUAACACUAACACAGUGGUUUCAUCUCCUAAGUGGAGUCAUGUCUCUGUUUUUUGCCCCUUUGUUGUAAACUUGUAAUUUAUCUGCACAAAAAAAAAAAAAAAAAAAAAAAAAAUGUCUAAUGCCAUCUGGCACAAGUAAAGUUGAGAGAUUUACAAGGCUUUCGGUGUCUGCUAAAACUAUACAUAUUUUUCUUGGCGAAUGCCUCCUUUUUUUCCUCUACUCCAGACAGUUGGUGUGCAUCAGUAUUACAGUAGGAACUGUGUCAUUAAGGGCUUUGGUUUGACGACUUUAAAAAUUAGACUGAGAUAUACAUAUGUUUGUAUG